This is a messenger RNA of Camarhynchus parvulus, 2495 nucleotides long. RefSeq names its product excitatory amino acid transporter 4-like. Gene Ontology annotation, cellular component: plasma membrane. Gene Ontology annotation, biological process: L-glutamate transmembrane transport. Bases 354 to 1967 code for a protein of 537 amino acids. The record is from RefSeq and is a predicted model, not a curated record. Gene Ontology annotation, molecular function: L-glutamate transmembrane transporter activity; glutamate:sodium symporter activity; neutral L-amino acid transmembrane transporter activity. The transcript is spliced from 13 exons. NCBI's taxonomy places the organism in Eukaryota, Metazoa, Chordata, Aves, Passeriformes, Thraupidae.
GUGGCUAACCCCUCCUCUCCAAAGGCUUUCUUUCCAUCUUCAAAAGCUAGGUGCCUGGCGUUACCCUGCAGUUGGAAGUGGACAGAACCUGUCAUUCGACCUGAGCAGGCAGAGCUUGGUUCCUGAAAGAGUCUGAACUCCCCCCUUCCCCCGAGCCCUGCACAAGCUCUACUCCAGGUCUACAAUUUGAAGGGAGAAAAUCCUGCUUCCUGCCUUUGAAAGAAUUAAAGAACAAAACAACGCAGAAUAAUCCCCCAAGACGAAAACUACUUGCUUCCCUCUGUGCUUGGCAACCUGCAGUGGUUCCAGCCUAGGCAGAGCUGUGUCUGGAGGACUAAGCAGCUGUGCUGACCAUGGGCGAGCAGAGCCACGUCAACAGCCUGUUCCUCAACGAGGAUGCAGCCAAGCGGCUCCACGCCGACAGCCGGGUGCAGCGGUUCCAGCAGGCUGUGCACAAGCGGGCGGCGCGGGCCAAGAAGCGGAUGCACAGCAUCACUGCUGAGAGUGCUAAAAGCUUCUUCAGGAGAAAUGCCUUCGUCCUCUUCACCAUUGCUGCAGUCCUACUAGGAAUUAUCCUGGCCUUCUCCCUCCGGCCCUACCAGCUGACCUAUCGCCAGAUCAAGUAUUUCUCCUUCCCUGGCGAGCUGCUGAUGCGUAUGCUCCAGAUGCUGGUUCUUCCUCUCAUUGUCUCUAGCUUGAUUACAGGAAUGGCCUCACUGGACAGCAGAGUCUCAGGGAAGAUGGGGAUGCGGGCUAUCAUCUACUACAUGGUGACCACAAUCAUAGCUGUCUUCAUUGGCAUCUUCAUGGUGAUCAUCAUACACCCAGGAAAAGGAUCUAAGGACAAACUUCACAGGGAAGGCAGAAUUGAGCAGGUGCAGACCACAGAUGCCUUCAUGGACUUGGUGAGGAAUAUGUUCCCACCCAACCUGGUAGAAGCCUGCUUCAAACAGUACAAGACUCAGUACAGCACCAGGGUCUUCACCAGAACCAUCCUCCACAGCAGCAAUGCCACAGCAGGUGUGGCAACCACUCAGAUCCCUGUGCCUGAGAAUUUCACCAGCAUCAUGGAGAAUGUCACUCAUGCCCUGGGAACCAUCUCCGAGGUGCUGACCUUUGAAGAAGUCAUUCCCAUCCCAGGCUCAGCCAAUGGGGUGAACGCGCUGGGGCUGGUAGUGUUCUCCAUGUGCUUCGGUUUGAUGAUCGGCAGCAUGAAGCAGAAGGGACGGGCCCUGCGGGAGUUCUUUAACUGCCUCAACGAAGCCAUCAUGAGGCUGGUGGCCAUUAUCAUCUGGUAUGCUCCAGUUGGGAUCAUGUUUUUAAUUGCGGGCAAAAUCCUGGAGAUGGAUGACCUAGCAGUGAUGGGAGGCCAGCUGGGGAUGUACACACUCACUGUCAUCGUUGGACUCCUCAUUCAUGCCCUUUGCAUCCUGCCUCUGCUCUACUUCAUUGUCACUCACCGAAACCCCUGGGUGUUCAUUGCAGGGCUCCUGCAGGCUCUCAUCACAGCCCUGGGCACCUCCUCCAGCUCAGCGACUCUGCCCAUAACCUUCAGGUGCCUGGAAGAAAACAAUGGUGUGGACAGGCGCAUCACAAGGUUUGUGCUGCCUGUGGGAGCCACAAUUAACAUGGACGGCACUGCUCUGUACGAGGCCCUUGCAGCCAUCUUCAUUGCACAAGUCAACAACUAUGAACUUGACUUUGGGCAAAUCAUCACAAUAAGCAUCACUGCCACAGCAGCCAGCAUCGGAGCCGCAGGUAUUCCCCAGGCAGGACUGGUGACAAUGGUUAUAGUGCUGACAUCAGUGGGGCUGCCUACUGAAGACAUUACACUGAUCAUCGCUGUGGACUGGUUUCUGGACCGCCUUAGAACGACUACAAAUGUCCUGGGGGAUUCUCUGGGGGCUGGCAUUGUGGAGCAUCUCUCCCGGCAUGAGCUGGAUGCGCAAGACUGCGAACUUGACUAAACAGAUCCCGUAUAUAUCACAGACUACUUGUCCAACUUUUCAAGAAAACAUUGAAUUCUAAUCUUGAAGUGACUUCCUGUAUAAAAAGGGCAAACUGAAGGAUGAAUCAGAAGAUUGUUGGAUUGGAUUCUAGCUCAAAUGGGAAUGAAUUCUGGGAAGUCCUAUGGCUUGGGUUACACAGACUAGAUGGUCAUAAGGGUCCCUUCUGGCUUUAUAAUAUAUGCACGUGCUUUGUGGCUUAGAGAUAUCACAAAGGGUUUUUCCAACCCAAUCAUUUCUAAAAGCUAUCUGAAACAAUUCUAAUGAUACUUUAAUAAAACUCAGCAGGAGUCUAACCUGUUUUCAGUUCCUGUUAGCAGACAUGUACACAUAUCACAAAAGGGACUCUCCAUACCACAUUGCAUCCACAUGCUCACAGAUGUUCCCACAAAGCAGUAUGCACCAAGCCUUGUCAUUUGUGAUUUCCUGCUUUCCACACAAGAUUAACAGAGCGCAAACAAGUAGAUGCCUCAUUUUCCAACAAUGCAA